UGUUCUGAUGGUGUUCAUCAGGCAGGGACAUUUUCCAUCGCGAGUGAUGAUGUGAUGAAGAGCAGGCCCAUCAAGAAGGCCAAGCGUCGGGCUGCUGGUUCAGAGGGGCAGAGUGGAGGAGCAUUCAAAGUGUUUAAAGGGUUCUCCCUGGCCCCUACAUCGGGAACCGGGCCAGCCGCUGAGGGGAUCACAGCCUUCUCCGGGUUCGGGAAUGGGGUAGGGUUUAAACCCCUGUCUGGACUGUCCAAUGGGAACAGUGUCAAACCUGUCACUCCAGCCCUCACCGGGUUCACCUCUCCUACUGCCACCAAGACCACCACACCAGGUUCGUUAACAUUCAGCGGCCCCUCCUCCAGUGCUGUCAUCACAGGGCAGCAGUCUAAUGGUUCCUCCCCCGCGGUUUCCAGUCGGUCUCUCAGCUCCUCUCUCUCCUCUAACAGCGGUAACAACCAGGAAUACAGUAGGCAGCUCACAGCUCUCAACUGCUCUGUCAGGGACUGGAUCACCAAGCACGUCAACGGAAACCCUCUCUGUGACCUAAACCCCAUCUUCAGGGACUAUGAAAAGCACCUGGCCAGCAUCGAUAAGAAGUACGGAGGGAGUGGAGGGACUGGAGCUGCUGUGGUGGUGGACGGAGGCUCAGAGAGCAGUAGCAGAGCAGAGGAACCAGAGGAGAAGCGGGCAGUCAGUACACCACCACCACCCUCCUCCAGCACCGCCGGCCCGACCGCCGCAGCCCCGGUGUUCUCCUUCAGUAAGGACAAGGACGGCAGAGCCCCGGUGGACAGCCCAGCCGCUCCUGCUCCGAUCCCCGCUGGCAUCAGCUUUAGCUUGGGCCAGAAGGGGAACAGCUCAGUGUUGGGGACUCUGAGCACCGGAGGAGCUCCUAGUGUCUCCUCCUCCUCCCUGUUUGGAGGCGCUGCUCCUCCUGCCUUCUCCUUCAGUGGGGCCAAAGCGGAGGCUGCCCCCACCCAGACCACAGAUGAAAGCGGGGAGGAGUCGGAUGAACCUCCCAAAGUGGAAGUCCAGGAGAUUAAGGAGACUGACAGUUCUACUCCAAAA
Oncorhynchus masou masou (cherry salmon) is the source of this 1062-nucleotide messenger RNA. Its product is annotated as nuclear pore complex protein Nup50-like. Lineage: Eukaryota; Metazoa; Chordata; Actinopteri; Salmoniformes; Salmonidae. The record is from RefSeq and is a predicted model, not a curated record. Gene Ontology annotation, cellular component: nuclear pore. The annotation marks the transcript as partial. The transcript is spliced from 4 exons.